GUAGACUUUAUAACUCGACAGGUUCUAUGGAGCUGACCUAUAAUACAGUUCAUAGAUUCCAGUACAAAUUUGCAGGAUUUUUAAAUAUGUAAAUCUUUGCCUGCGUUGGCUGCCUUAUGUCUCAUGCAGCCCUGCAGCAGCAGCUGUUGGGACAGUGUGUUCAAACUCCUGUGAGCGUUCAGCACCCUCCACAGGCUGGUGCGCUGAUUGGCUGAGCCCUGACUGUGAUGUCAUCAUUGCAUGCUAUAAGGGCUCUGAGACACAUCGGAGGAAACACUGCUCAACUGAACGACUUAGUAGAGAGACAUGGAGCUCAACGCGAACAGAAAGUAGAGUGGGCAUGUGAACCUUGCCAGUCUUACAGGAAGUUAUUUCAACACUGACAAUUUUGACAUUUUUAUGGGAGGCUGGGAGCAAAACAACGACCUGUCGAGAUGGGAAGUACCGUCACUCCAUUUCCCCAGAAUACGACCACUUCGUUCAACAAGACCCAAGACAAGAGUCUUAGUGAGACGGCUAUGAUCGUGAUGGGCAUCUGGAGUUCUUUCCUGGUGAUGGUCAUCGUCUUCGGCAACAUCCUGGUUAUAACAUCAAUUGCUCGCUUUCAGCGUCUCCAAACGGUCACCAACUGCUUCAUCACAUCCCUGGCGAGUGCAGACCUGGUCAUGGGUCUCAUGGUGAUUCCCUUCGGUGCUAUGAACAUCAUCUUUGAGAAAUGGCACUUUGGUGGAUUCUGGUGCGACUUCUGGACUGCCACCGAUGUCCUCUGUGUGACUGCAAGCAUCGAGACCCUUUGCGUCAUCGCUAUUGACCGCUACUUGGCCAUCACGUCACCAUUCCGCUACCAGUCACUACUGACGAAGAGCAGAGCUCGAAUGGUGGUCGUCUUGAUAUGGGUGAUUGCUGCUUUGAUUUCCUACCUGCCCAUUCAUAUGCAGUGGUGGAAAUCCAGAAAAAAAAGCGCAGAAGUUUGUUUAAAUAAUCCGGAGUGCUGCGAGUUUUAUACAAACCCGGAAUAUAGCGUCACCUCCUCUAUCGUCUCUUUCUACAUCCCUCUAAUCAUCAUGAUUUUUGUCUACAGCCGUGUUUUCCAGGCAGCCAAACAGCAGCUAAAAAAGAUUAACCAAAGUGUUGGGCGCUUUCAAGUUGACAAUAAUGAUUCUUCGGAGGACAAGAAUGGACGUCGACAAAAGAAGGCAAAGUUUUACUUGCGUGAACACAAAGCCCUGAAAACUCUGGGCAUCAUAAUGGGGACCUUCACUCUUUGCUGGCUGCCAUUCUUCAUCCUCAAUAUAAUCGAUUCCAUAUCGGCCGUGAACGUUGCCGCAUUUAAGAUUCUGAACUGGAUAGGCUAUUCCAACUCUGCCUUCAACCCUGUCAUUUACUGCCGGAGUCCUGAAUUCAGGCACGCUUUUAAGAAACUCCUUUGCUUCAGGGGGAACCACCAGGGCGACCCAGGACCAACGAAUGGAUACAUCAACAGCAGGAACAGCUGGCAGAGUGACCAGCAAGGGAGGAGCAAGGGCAAUUCAGAGGACAGUGAUCCCAACGAGACGUGUCUGCUAAAAACCAUAGGGGACCCCAAUGGAAACUGCAACGAAGGUUUAGCAGCUGUCACAACUCCGUUUUAAGCAUGGAGCACUGACCCUUCAGUGAACAGAGAAAGCUAAAGACUGUACGCUUAUAAACAUUUAGGCUUUUCUCCUGGUGGCUGAUUAAGGUAAGGCCAGGCAAAGUGGCUGGCAGUGUUUCAAAAGUGUUUCUGAGAAACUGCUACAAUCACUUCAAGCUGAGGAACAUUUUUUUUAAGUUAAAGAUAGAGACUAUAUACUUUAGGUAGAUUUUUUAAAAGUAUUUGUUUGAUUAUAUGAUGACUACAUCUACCUCCUCACAGCUUUACAGUGUUAUUUUCUUUACUGGCUUAUAUUCUUACCUUUGGAGUUAAACGAGAGCUGCGUUAAGCCUAAUGGCAUGUGAAUGGUACAUUUGCAGAUUAUAAGGUUUCAACCAAAACUUCUGGGCAUGCUUUAUUUAUUUAUUUUUUGUUCUUUCUUCAGCAUUAAAAUGUUAUUGGAGAUUUUAGUACGAUUUACUAAACCAAAGAAUGCAUUCGCAUGCGGGAAUUUUAAACCAGUCUUGUUCUUUGCAUCUGAAAUUACAUUCCGAGGAAUCCAUGAAUCUGUAUUGGCUACACGUGAGGCAAAACACGUCUAAAUCCUGCUCUGAAGUGCAGGCCGUUUUUAAAGGAGUUUAUGUUGUCAGCAGAAAGCACAUAAGAUACGGCUGGCUAAUCUAGAUCUUAGGAACGCCUGUAGCUGUUCGACUAAUGCCAUCAUAAACAUCAAAGCUUGUUUUAUCAGACAAAUAACUGUAAAAAUACCUAUAAUUUUUGGGUAGAUAGCUACCUUCAAUAGAGUUAAUGUAAAAACUUGGCUUGAAACGUUUUCAUAAAGUCUAACAUGUUUUCCACUAGAUUGGUUGCAAAUUUAAAACCACUUUUUUUUGGUCACAAAGCAAAUUAUUUUUCCCCUGUGCAACAGCAGCAGUUGACCCUUGGCUGCACGAGCCUUGUUUGUUUAUCAGAUUUUGCAGUUGCCGUGUUUCAGUAUGUGCACAGUUUACCGCAACCAGAGAAGCCGUUUCCUCAUAGUGCAAGGGUACAGACGACGCAUAAUCAUAAACAGGGUGUGAAUGCAGCCGAGUGACGAAGUUCCAGGGCGAGACGCGACAGUGGAGCCAGCAACCAGACAGAAAAAAAACGUCCAAAGCUCGCGUAUAGUACACUCCUUGUUUAUUUUCUUACUAUCUCUUUGUGUGUGUGUGUGUAAUCAUUGUGCCAUUUGGACAAGGCACUCGGGAGUCUGCAGAAACGUGCCUCGGCUUCAGUUGUUUCAGUCAGUUUUGGUCAGUCUUAUUUAAAUGCCCCUUAAUGUGCAGCCUCUAGAUGAGGCUUCAGUCCAGCUGAGGCCAAUUCUAACAAACAUGUUUAGCUAGAGAAUCAUCACCUCCUAAAAAAACAAAAGAGGGAUCCAAUAUUUUUUUUCUUUUUUUUUUUACCGUCAUCCACCUUAAAAUUGCAUAUAUUUUCGAGGAAAGCUACCAUGGACAAUGAGCACUUAUAGAAAACAGGGAAAAAUGUCAAGGUGUUGAUGUAGCUGCAGCACCUUUCCUUGGCAGAAGUAUGAUCUGGUCAAAGAGACAGCACACUAAAUGUAGCUUCUAAGACAGGAGGGGGGGGACCAGGGACUCUGCCAGGCUAAAUCUGUGUUAGUGACCUGUAUUUUAGUGCAUGUAGCAUCGCCUCCGACCGGGCUUAGAUUUGCUGACACAUCCAAAACUGUGAACUUUGUUCCUCCAGAGGGAAACUCUUAUGUACUGUAUCGCAGGGUUUGGUGAGUGCUGUUAUCACAGACCUUAGGAGUCGACGUAAACACGGUGUCAUCAUACGUCAAUGUUUGCCAUGUGAAAAACAAGCUUUCCAGUGUGCUGAUCUUUCUCUGUUUUCCUUUUUUGUGGAUUUACAGCAAAGUAAAUGUACGAGGUUGAAUGUCAUAGGAAAUGUUUCUUUUGGACUGUUCUUUUUACAUUUCCACUGUACAGCAUGCCAAAAGCACAAAUCUGAUAUUAGACCAAGUUUGUACAUAUCCACUUAAAAAAAGGCACUAAUUUACCAACAUCCCAGUCUUUUUGUUUGAAAUCCAAAAAAAAAGAAAUGUAAUUCUUGGAAGCACUCUACAAGUGUUUGCACGUCUGUUUAAUGGUGUUGUGUUUGUGGACCUGCGUGCUCCUCUCUUUCAAAGUGGUCUGGCUGUGAACUGCACAUCCACACUGCUCCCUCCUGGCAGUGGACUCUCUUUGCACCUCAGGCGUAUAAAAAAAAAAAAGGUUUCAUCAAAAGCCCUGUACAUUGCAGAAUUCAAGCCUUCACAUUCUCGUAGAAAACCUACGUGCAAUGAGCCUUGAACGACGAGCUGACGCCAUUCCAAGCACAGCUGAUGUUUUAUGUCAGUGCACAUUCAGUUCUCCCUCCAAUGUCUUGUUCCAGAGCACAUACUGCUCUGUGCACUCUGAAACAAUAGGUACUCUCCAAGGAGGAUUAUAGGUCACAGUAAAAGCGAGUCUUAGGGGUUAUUUUACAGUUUUGUGUCUGUAUCAUAUUGGGUGCCGUAUGCUAUGUUAAUAUGACAAUUGAACCUAAACUGGCACUGUAUAGCACUUUCAGGAGAUUUAGAAAAUCUGAACAAAAUAUUUUACAAACUUAAAAAAGUAAAAGGUUUGUGUUUAUUGUGUUUUUUGUCAAAGAAAAAAAUAGACUUGCUGCAUUUCGGGGCAGGUGUUGCUCAAAGCUUCAAUAUAUAUAUUUUUUUCUAUAAAGUUCAAGAUUUCUUCAUUAGAAGAGCAAACUUGUCACCUUUUCAUUUUGAGUGGAACACUCGCCUGAAUGUUUACUAAGUGUUUGCAAGCUAUUUUCGCACAAGUUCCUGUCACUGUUAAAGUCUUGAAGCCUGUUGUGAAAAGUGGUUCCCUGUGGUAUUUAUUAUUAAAACAAGCGUGUGUGAUAUGUUACAUUUUUAUUGAAAUAAAUGAUGUACAUGUUCUGUGUAA
This is a messenger RNA of Oryzias melastigma (Indian medaka), 4605 nucleotides long. RefSeq names its product adrenoceptor beta 2, surface a (gene adrb2a). Gene Ontology annotation, molecular function: beta2-adrenergic receptor activity; norepinephrine binding. Gene Ontology annotation, biological process: norepinephrine-epinephrine-mediated vasodilation involved in regulation of systemic arterial blood pressure; negative regulation of smooth muscle contraction; adenylate cyclase-activating adrenergic receptor signaling pathway. The coding region runs from base 435 to 1631 and encodes 398 amino acids. The transcript is spliced from 2 exons. NCBI's taxonomy places the organism in Eukaryota, Metazoa, Chordata, Actinopteri, Beloniformes, Adrianichthyidae. The record is from RefSeq and is a predicted model, not a curated record. Gene Ontology annotation, cellular component: membrane.